This is a messenger RNA of Hepatospora eriocheir, 225 nucleotides long. Lineage: Eukaryota; Fungi; Microsporidia; Hepatosporidae. The record is from the annotation of a GenBank genome assembly.
AUGAUUGAAUUGAAAUCUAUAAACAAGGAGUUUUAUUAUUUUAUUAUUGAAAAUACACACGGGAUGAAUCAAAUACAUCAGUUUAACGAAUUUAUAGAAAAUUAUGACACUCAUGUUAUGUCAAUAAGUAGUUCUAGUGAGUUUAAAUAUAGAUUUUACGUAAUGUUUAGGAGGUUUGGAUCAAGAUUGAUUAAUUUAAAAAAAAACCAUCGAAGAUUUUAUUGA